AUGAGCAUUGCGGGGUGCAUGGCGAUCUGCCCUCGCAUGAUUCUCACAUUCUCCCGAUCUCGUCGUCGUAGACAGGAGUAUCAUCUCGGCAAGGGGACGAUUCGUGAUAGCAUCUUGCGCGAAGGAAGACAUCCUUCAGGGUAUGGAAGGAUCGAAGUAGAAGUCUCACGAAACUUAGACCGAUACCAGAGCCCGUAUUGGAGGGCUUGGAUGAGCGCUGUUUCUGCGAUCGGGGGCUCCCCCGGGGUCUCGUCAAGGCGGGUUCGGCGUUCGCCUGUGGAAACGGUGGCGGUUUCUCCUAGCGUCGUGGUGACGCAUCUAGUUGCGUUAAGUUCGUCGGUCUCGUCGUACAAUAUUGGCUCAGAUUCUUCGCGAGGUCGUCGGUUUGAAGGCUCGGCUAUCAUAAAGGAUGAUGCGGAGCUUCCGCUCGCGAAGGAAGCAUGA
Messenger RNA from Microthlaspi erraticum, 444 nucleotides. The record is from the annotation of a GenBank genome assembly. Lineage: Eukaryota; Viridiplantae; Streptophyta; Magnoliopsida; Brassicales; Brassicaceae.